This is a messenger RNA of Harpegnathos saltator (Jerdon's jumping ant), 1403 nucleotides long. RefSeq names its product sodium/potassium-transporting ATPase subunit beta-1. The transcript is spliced from 7 exons. Bases 154 to 1137 code for a protein of 327 amino acids. Gene Ontology annotation, cellular component: sodium:potassium-exchanging ATPase complex. Lineage: Eukaryota; Metazoa; Arthropoda; Insecta; Hymenoptera; Formicidae. Gene Ontology annotation, molecular function: ATPase activator activity. The record is from RefSeq and is a predicted model, not a curated record. Gene Ontology annotation, biological process: sodium ion export across plasma membrane; intracellular potassium ion homeostasis; potassium ion import across plasma membrane.
AACAAUUUUGAAAUAUCCAACAUGAAUAUAGGAAUAGUAUGGAAUACAAAUUCUUUUGCUGCAUAUUCAGGAUAGACUUCAUUUAUUUCUUGUUUGUUCUUUUUCUUGUAUUAACUUAUCAUUAUUUGAGCGCAGAGGUAUAUUAUUUUAAAAAUGGUUAUUGUACACGACGAGGAAUAUUAUCGGAGCAGAGUGCCUGAGCCAGACUUGGGACCAUUCAGGAAUUUCAUGCGAUUCGUUUGGAAUCCCAACUUGAGGAUGAUACUUGGCAGAACUGGAAAAGAAUGGGGCUUGUUAGGAGUUUUCUAUUUGUGCUUCUUCAGUGUAUUGGGCUCCAUCUUCGCGUUGCAGAUGUGGGUCAGUAUCGACUAUAUCUCGAAAUUGGAUAAGCCAUUUUUCCUCUACAGUGGUUUAGCAUCAAGAUCCUAUUUCGGUAACAACUUUCCUCUUUUUCGUCAGUUGGAUUUUGGCAGUCCAGGAAUUAGUUUCAAACCAAAUAAUUUAUUGUCCACUGCAUCACCCAUUAUUUGGGUGGACGAAUCAAAUGCGAAUGCUCGUCCGGCAAGAUAUAUAGAGGCUUUAACUGAAUUUUUGCAAGAGUACAAUAAAAGCAGAGAUAAUUACAAGACAACUGCGGAAUGCAGUGAUGAGGCACUGAACAUAUCUGAUGUGAAACCAUGUUUCUUUGAUAUCGAGAGCCUCGGCGUUUGCGGAAAACCUCCUUAUGGAUAUACGAAUCCGUUGCAGCCGUGUAUUCUCAUAAAGUUUAACAAGAGAUUUGAUUGGAUACCGAUGCAUUACAAUAAAUCUUCUCAAUUACCUAUAAACAUACCACCUGCUUUAGAAGAAACUAUCCGAUUUUCGAACAAAGUUCAGGUUUGGUUGUCGUGCGAUGGAGCGAACGGCGUCGAUAAAGAACACGUCGGUGAGAUUGAAUAUAUACCGAGUGCUGGCUUUCCUGUAAAAUAUUUUCCGUUCGUGGGACAACCGGAUUAUUUGUCGCCAAUGGUAGCGUUGCAAUUCAAAAAUAUUACGCCUGGCAGAUUAGUGACGGUGGAAUGUACCUUGUGGGCACUUAAUAUCAACAUAGGCCAGCAGAACGCGUUGGAUUUUCAAAUAAUACUGGGCGAAUCGUAACACUACGAGUCUACAAGAAACGGACGUGUACGAUAUACAUAUAGUGCCGUACCUCCUUGAACUCGGCCACCUGUUUUUGUGAGAACAUGGAGAAGACGCUGGAGCCACUGCGUUUAGCUUUGCGACUGCCGCGGCUGCUUGCCCUAGCGGAACCAGAUUCCUUCGGUGUGCCCGUAGGAGUUGCUGGUUUCUCUUCCGCGGGCUCAGGUUCAGGCGCUGGAGCCUCCUCCUUCUUCUUGGUCUUCUUCUUCUUUUCCUUAUCCGCC